This is a messenger RNA of Prunus armeniaca (apricot), 396 nucleotides long. The record is from the annotation of a GenBank genome assembly. NCBI's taxonomy places the organism in Eukaryota, Viridiplantae, Streptophyta, Magnoliopsida, Rosales, Rosaceae.
AUGUGGGCAACUUUUUUCACUUCGUUAAAGAAUUACACAUAUCUAUGGAAUCCCUCAAUCAGAAAAGUCAAGAAAAUUGCUUCCUUUCCCGUUCAAGACACAAUCUAUACUCUCACUAUCAUUGCUCUCGGGUUCGGGUUCCAUCGUGCCGAAAAUGACUACAAGGUUGUGAGGGUGACGAGGUUUAGACGCAAAGGCAAAAAAAGUAGGUUUGAGGUUGAGGUUUACAGCCUUAGACUGAAUGCUUGGAGAAGUAUUAGCGCAGUUCCUCCCAUUUCAUAUGAUGUCCAAGUUUCGCGACGCAGAUGUGCACUCUUGAAUGGUAUUGUGUACUGGAUGACAAUGGAGCCUAAUUCCUCCACUUUCAUUCUUUCUUUUGAUUUUGGCAGUGAGUAG